ACUAGUGAUCUUCCAAAACAGGAUUUGCUUCAAUUCAGUACCUGCUUAUAGUCUUGCUGUAUGCUUAUUGGCAGAUAUUAAACUUCCUCAUUAAUUUAGUUUAAUAGGCUCUUUUCUUGGUGGUUUUAUUCACAUGUAAUAUUUGCUGUUUAGAUAUUUGGUUUGAGGUUAUUGUCAAAGCUUGGCAAUAUGUGUCUGAGUGGGGGGUAGGGCAGUUGUACAAGUCCUAUAUGGAGGAAAGUCAGAUUAAAUGAUAUCCUGUAAUUUUGCCAUUUUUAGUUGCUGUCAGUCCUUAAUUCUUUCUCACAUUAAGUGUGAUCCAUUGAAGCACUGCCACAACAUCAAGAGGUUAGACCUUUCAGUGGAUUCGGAAAAUGUUACUCCAGUCUCCAAACUCACCUGGCAAGUGGCCGGGGGAGAUGAUGAAAUCAGCAAGAAAAGAAGGAGGGAGUUUCCCGCUUACAAAGUCCAGCCUAAAAAAAAGAGGUGUACUCCCAGUAAUGGUGCCAAAGGGUUUGAGGAUUCAGAUGUUGGCAGUGCCAGAGUUUACAAACACAUUGAGGUCCAAGAUAUUAAUCGAGGCAGUCCCUCUGAGCUGAACUGUUACAUUAGCUCUAGAAACAGGAUGAGCCGCGGUAAUGAAUAACCAACCGUCAACGAGUAAGAGACAGACAGCUGCUGCUGUACAGCCAAGACAAAAAACAGUCUGCUUGUUUGAUGGUGAUUUAGACUCUGAAGAUGAAAUAAGAAUGAUGGUUGCACAGGAAAAUAGGAAAAACAAAGAAACAAGGAACAGUGAUGUGGAGGUGUUUGGUGAUUUAGAAGUAGUUGGUGAUGAGUUUAGUUUAAAGUAUACCAAUCACUGGGCUCAUCAAAAGGUAAAGGGUGGAGGCAGCAAAAAAAUGUCUGAACAGAAACAAAGCCUGAAGGACCUGGAGGCUGACCGCUGGGAGUACGAUUCUGAGAUACUGAUGAAAUUCUUACGUUUAAUAACAAAACGGAAUCAAGUUUGAAAAAACCCAAAUCGUUUAGAGCUCUCUUUAGCCGACUUGGAACAGCUGGCAAAGAAAUCCGCAGAGACCUCGGAGGAAGACAGUGGAGAAUCCAGUUCAGUGUUGAAAGCUCCCCAGCAUGUCUUGAAGGUUGAGAAGUCACAAGUACUACAGACAGCAAAGAAAAACACUCCUGUAGCUAUUUUGGCAGCUAUUUUAAAGGACUGCAGUGAUGAUUCUGAUGGUGGGAAAAGGAAGAAAAAAAAGACUGCUUCAAUCCUCCCAGCCUUUAAAGGAACAAAAACACUUGCAGAAGCUCAGAACCGGGAAGAAAAAACUAACUUGGCGCCGCAGCAGAAAAGAAAGCGGGAGCCUUCCAAAGACGAGGCUGUGAAGAAACAGAAAGCAUCCAUCGUUCAGGAGCAAAAGACAUCGUCUUCUGAGUCCAGCAGUUCGUUUGGAGGAGAUGCCUGUUUCCAAGUUGCCACCAUUGAGGGGACUCGAAUUUCCUGUAGAGCCUGAGAGUCAGAACCUAUGCCAAGAAAAGAAACCAGGUAGCGAGAGCGGCAGUGGCUCUUCCAGCAGCAAUAGCAGCAGCGAUGAAGAAAAUGAGGCACAAGGAAAAGCUACACCGAAAAUAGAGAACUAAAACUGCACAUGCAAAAAUCGGCCUGUCACUGGAAAGUAAAGAUGCUUAAAAAAAAAAAAGCAUGUGAAUCUAAGAAAGUUCAAGGUGUGCUGAGCUCCAAACCAGAGUGUGUUCGGAAACAUCGACAGGACAAUGAGAAAAGACUAGCUGCUCUGCAGCAAAGACAAAAUGAGGCAGAUGAGCAGAAGCAGCUUAUUCAAGGGGCUUUGUUGAUACUGGACACACCAGAAACCAGUACAAGCAGACACACUGGGUUUGACUCCGAGGAAGAGAGCGACGGUGAAUCAAGACAAACGGAUGAGAAAAGAGAGUCUUGCAUUGAAGUGAAAAAGAGCAUGUUUGAGGAGAGUGAGGAGUUCUCUGACGAGGGAUCCCAGACAAGGCAAAAGAGUUUAAAAACAAAGCAGCUGGCAAACUGUUUGAGAGUGAGGAUGAAGAGGAUGCUGACAGUGAAGACGAAGGGGAGAGAUUUCAAAUUAAACCUCAGUCUGAAGGCAAAGCUGGAUUUCAUAGCAAACUCAUGGAGUUCCAGUCCCGGAUUGGAAGAGAUGAGAGAUUUCAGAUGGAUUCAUGUUUUUUGGAUAGUGAUAAUGAGGAAUGCCAUGAUACAGAAGAGAUUAUGAAGCCCAACACAGUGGAGGAAGAAGAGCUUGCUGAGGGGAAAAAAAGAAGAAUCUGGAAAUUUUACAAAAUCUUCUUCACAUUAAUGUCCAAACUGCAGAGCCCAGAAAAGAGAAAGCAAAGAAAAAAAC
Polyodon spathula (Mississippi paddlefish) is the source of this 2393-nucleotide messenger RNA. RefSeq lists its product as uncharacterized. The record is from RefSeq and is a predicted model, not a curated record. The transcript is spliced from 5 exons. The coding region runs from base 1650 to 2264 and encodes 204 amino acids. NCBI's taxonomy places the organism in Eukaryota, Metazoa, Chordata, Actinopteri, Acipenseriformes, Polyodontidae. Gene Ontology annotation, molecular function: RNA binding.